AAUCCCGUUCCCCCGUCUUUCUUUGCUUCCAACCCCCACGGAAACGCUUGCUACGUAGGCUAGUUGAACCCCUGAAAGAAAACAGGUGUCAUGUUACACCCCUACCCACAACGGCCACUUUCUUCUGUUCACAAGGUGACCGUUGUGGAUAGGUUCGACUGUAGAGACGAAACAUGAUCGUUUUAAUUAGAGGUGUAGUCCUGUACAGCCAUCAUUCAGUGCCUGUUGUCGUGUACUUGACAACCUCAACACUUUUUUUAGAAAGACAAAAGGAAGCUCUCGCUUAGUAAUCCAGUGUAUUUACCUCGGCUUGAAGUACUGUCUUUAUAGGCCCAAUCAAAGGAACUGCUGGGGUUCCUAAGUUUGACCCUGGAGUUGAUCCACAAACAAACGCAAAUCUCGUUAAUGCGUCGUCUUGACCAAAAUAAUAAAUUAAACAAGAAAAUUAAGCAGCUUACAGAGCGAGUUGACAACGGUCUAUUAACGCUCAACAAACCGUCAAAAAAAACAAAAUUCCAUCAGAAAGUUUUCCAGUGAGUGUUAAGGGUCGUUUGAGAGUGAUUUACAGAAUACCAGAAAUUGAAACUAACAGUUGACUGGGAGCUCGUGCAAUACGGUUUUUUUUCAGAAUGUCUUUUCAUACAAUAACGGAUAUGGGGCCUCCAAGAAUUUACUCUGUGGUAGCAGCGCGAAGCGCGGCUCUGAAGAUUAAGCAACUCUCGUCGACUCUUUUUACGGAGCGAAGAAAAAGACAAGACAAAGGAGAUUUUGCUGUAACGUUCUUCGACGAUCCAACAAACCCACUGGAAACGAUGAAACCACCCAGACAAGAAGAACAACAUGGAAUACGGCGAUCUGUAGCAAUAACCCCAACGUUUUCGCGCAGUUCUGUUGAACAGUCCGUUCAGAAAUCAGAGUCGCAUAACAGCAACCGUUCAGAGCCGGGGGAAGUAAAUCGAAGAAGACGAUCAGUUGCGACUUUCUCCAGCGGGUUUAGUGAUCCCCUCGUAGAUUCAGAGUUGGAAAACGCGUCUCAAGUGUCUAGAAAAGGAGAUGAAAGCCCCAGACAUCGAAGAAGACGGCAUACGACAGUAGCGCGGCCUCCUACAACUAUUGCCGUCGGAUACGAACGUCCCCCAGAACCAGGGUUAUAUAAUACCUACCGCCUAGAGCCAGUCAAGAAAUUUGAGCAUUGGAAAGUUACAGAGAUCAUUAAAAAAACCUUCGAGGAGCACUUGAUGGGGGAAAACUACGAUCAAGAUGUUUGCCAUCACAUGAGUAAAAUCCUGGCAGACUUGAUUAAGGAACAGGUUAAAUCUCUGCAAUUUUCCAGGUAUAAAAUAAUCAGUGUUGUUUCCAUUGGCCAGAGGCGAGGUCAGAGUGUUACGAUGGCGAGCCGUUCUGUUUGGGAUCCAAGGUUUGAUACAUAUGCUCAGUAUUCCUUUGAGAGAGAAGAUAUAUUUGCUAUUGGUAUCGUAUAUGGUGUAUACUUCGAGUAACUGAAUUUGAAAUGGGUGAUGCAGCCCCUCAGGUACAUGCACUUAGCUAUAGACCUUUGCUUAAGACCUCGCCUAAACUUUGAUGUUCUAAAUUACUGUGACCUUGUUGCUACUAAGGUAUUCAGCUGAUACCAUGUCAUGGACGUUAGAGAUAAUUAACGGCUAGUCAGAUAAACACAGUAUUGUCUCCUAAAACAUUAUGAUAUUAGCUCUUAGUAUCAUAGUAAAAUCAAUUGUAUCUUAGAACGUAAGUUUUUUUGCCUCAUCUGACUCAAAUACCUUUUAGAACAAACAUAAGUUAAUGACUUUUAGCUAGGAAAAUCAAGUGAACUUUUUCAUUUGAUAGUAACGAGAAGGUAUAUACAAUUAUUUCAAAGAUAAAAGACGGCUAAGUUGUCACGUUGUUAUAAAGGAUUAAUUUGUAAAGUACAUUAGCACCAUUUUGAUUAAAACCAGUUCAGCACCUUAUUACAUUAAAGGAUGAAGUCUUUUGUUUUGUUGUCAACAGUACACUGUAAUCCUGUCUCGUUUUGCAGAACAUAAUCUGAGCAGAAUAAUUUUAUUAAUGUUGUUGACAGAGUGACUUUGAAUAGAUUAACACGGCUCGGUAAGUUUGAUUCAAUGAUCUCUGGAGUUUGAAAAGUUUAACCCCUUGCCUCACAAUUACUCUCUUAGGCGCCUUAUGGGAACUAAUAUGACGUCGUUUACUGUGACAACACACCAGACUAAAGAUGUAUAAACUAUUAGCAUGCCUUCUCGUCCCUUUCUCAGCUUGUCAGUUGACAAUUUUUUUUGUCCACAAGGGAACCCAAAUGCAUCAGGCUGUUAUAUCUAACCAGGAAAACUGAUAAUUUGUAGUGCUUCAGCCAAGAGGAUUGAUUCAGUUAGUCAGUAAUCUUUUAAGGAUUGCAUAAAUUGAAACUUGCAAAAUCAACUGAGUGGAAAAAAUUUGAGUUAAACAUAUAGUUCUCCUGGCAAAUGUGUUAUAUUGGAAAUUCUUGAGUUUUUCAAUUUUAUACGGUUCGUCCUUUACUGACCAGCAGAAAAGCGACGCAGUAAUCUCAAAAUAAUAAAAAACCCUUAACGUAGUCAUGAUUGAUGACGCAUUCCAUCGAUGAGCGAACGCAUGUUGUUGCUGACAAUAAAAAAGACAUGGGAGGCAUGACUCUUUGAUAGAACUAAACGAUAAUGUUGGCGUUUACUACUAAUCCAAAGGUUUAAGAUCCGGCUUAAAAAUGUU
This is a messenger RNA of Orbicella faveolata, 2739 nucleotides long. RefSeq lists its product as uncharacterized. NCBI's taxonomy places the organism in Eukaryota, Metazoa, Cnidaria, Anthozoa, Scleractinia, Merulinidae. The record is from RefSeq and is a predicted model, not a curated record. Gene Ontology annotation, molecular function: dynein intermediate chain binding. Gene Ontology annotation, cellular component: cytoplasmic dynein complex; cytoplasm. Gene Ontology annotation, biological process: microtubule-based movement.